AUGGAUGAGAAUAUAAGCAAGGAAGAACUUAGAAAUACAUUUAAUGACAACACUUCUACAGUUGAUAGAUUUAGAGAAGACAAUGACAGUGGUAUAUAUGAGGAACUGGAUAAAGUAGAAGAAGAAGAAAGUUAUGAACCAUAUAUAAAAUAUCUACAAGCUUUGAGUAUGUCAUGGAGUAGCUGCCAAGCUUCUUCUAUGUUAACAAAAGAUUUAGUUACCUACGUAGUACCAAGAUUUCAAGACUGUAGUACUCCAAUUAAAGUCCGCAUUAUAAUGAGCAUUUUAUAUAUUUCUGAUACAUUACGUGAACAAUGUAAAGAUGAAUUUUUAAGUAUUUUAAACUGUGGUGAGCUAGAUAGAGAUGACUGGGUAAGAAAGUUAUCAAGAUUAUUAAUUCCUUAUGUACAGCGUGGUGUUGUUGAUUUGGGUGAAACAGAUACUGAAACUGCCUUCAAGAUACUUCGAUACCUUGAUGAGCUUCGGAAUAAGGAAGGCAUAGAUUAUAGAUUAAAACCUCCACUAGAAUCAAUUCAUAUGUGUGACCCACUGACGGACGAACCUUUUCAGACGGAAUUACCUUCUUACAAUAUAGACUAUGACAAUUUUGCACCACAAAGGGAUUUUGAAAUGUUACUUAUAGAUGUUGAAAAGGAUGGUAUGAUUAAGAUAAGACAAGCAAGCAUUGAGAAAAAAAGUAGGAAAUAA
This is a messenger RNA of Cryptosporidium muris RN66, 708 nucleotides long. RefSeq lists its product as uncharacterized. NCBI's taxonomy places the organism in Eukaryota, Apicomplexa, Conoidasida, Eucoccidiorida, Cryptosporidiidae. The transcript has a single exon. The record is from RefSeq and is a predicted model, not a curated record. The coding region runs from base 1 to 708 and encodes 235 amino acids.